CCCUCCUGACGCGCACUCAGUCUGCCCAGCAUGUAGUGUCAGCGGGACUUAUUUAAUUAAGACUUUAUAGCAAGCCUAGGAGCACAUAAAAGGAAGGCAGAGAGGAUUCCUGCGGGUCAUGUGAGAAAAAAAACAGCCACCAUCCCGGUUUCCUCCUCCAGUGUUUUUGCGCGCGGACCGCGGAGAGAUGGGAGCGGUGCGCCCGGAGCGGAGCGCUCUGCCGCUGCACUGCCUCCUCCUCCUCGUCCUCCUUCUCCUUGGCUUCUCCGUGUCCACCUCCGCGGCCUGGGACCUGGUUCUGCUCCACACCAACGAUGUACACGCCCGGGUGGAGGAGACCAGCAAGCACUCCGGGAAAUGUGGCGGCAGCGGGUGUUUCGCCGGGGUGGCCCGGAGAGCCACGGUGAUCAAGGGGAUCCGCAGCAGCGAGAGCAACGUGCUGCUGCUGGACGCUGGAGACCAGUUCCAGGGGACCGUCUGGUUUAACUACUACAAGGGAGCCGAGGCUGCUCACUUCAUGAACAAACUGCGUUAUGAUGCCAUGGCUUUUGGAAAUCAUGAGUUUGACAAUGGAGUGGAAGGACUCAUGAAACCAUUCAUGGAGCAGAUCAAGUGUCCAGUUCUCAGCGCCAACAUCAAACCAGACAAAACUUUGGCCCCGACGUUCGGCAACUCUUAUUUACCCUAUAAGAUCCUUAAUGUUGGUGGUGAGAAGGUGGGCGUGGUGGGAUAUACAUCGCGGGAAACUCCUGAUCUGUCCAAACCUGGACCACACCUGAAGUUCGAGGACGAGGUGACGGCCCUGCAGCUGCAGGUGGACAAACUGCAGAUGCUGGGAGUCAAUAAGAUCAUCGCUCUGGGUCACUCAGGCUUCACUGUGGAUCAGGAGAUUGCCAAGAAGGUCCGAGGAGUCGACGUCGUCAUCGGUGGACACAGCAACACUUUCCUCUAUACAGGACCCCCUCCUUCCUCUGAAGUCCCUGCAGGUCGUUAUCCGUUUAUGGUGAAGUCAGAUGACGGGCGGCAGGUUCCUGUUGUACAGGCCUACGCUUUUGGAAAAUAUCUGGGUUAUCUGAAGAUGACCUUUGAUAAAGCUGGGAACGUGCUGACGUCGACAGGAAACCCAAUCCUGCUGAACAGCAGCGUUCCACAGGAUCCAGAAAUUCUUGCCGAUGUGGAGGAAUGGAAAAAGAAUCUGAGCAGCUACUCGGCUCAGGUGGUGGGAAGGACUCUGGUCUUCCUGAACGGGACAACUGAGGAGUGUCGAUUUCAGGAGUGCAACCUGGGAAACCUUAUCUGUGAUGCCAUGAUCGACAACAACAUCAGAUCCUCUGAUGAUCUCCAGUGGAACCACGUCAGCGCCUGCAUCUUCAAUGGAGGAGGCAUCCGCACAUCGAUUGACGAACGCACCAGGAAUGGUUCGAUCACCAUGGAGGACCUGAUCUCCGUCUUACCUUUCGGAGGAACCUUCGACCUGGUGCAGCUGAAGGGCUCCACGCUGUUUAAAGCCUUCGAACACUCAGUGAGACGAUACGGCCAGAGCACCGGAGAGUUCCUCCAAGUGUCCGGAUUUCAUGUGGAGUUUGACUUCUCCAAACCUAAGGGGCAUCUGGUGAAGAGCCUCAGCAUCCUCUGCACAAAGUGUCGUGUUCCACGCUACGAGCCUGUUGAGGAUGAGACGGUUUAUAAAGUGGUGCUGCCUUCCUACAUGGUGAAGGGUGGAGAUGGAUUUACCAUGAUCCCAAACGAGAUGCUCAAACACGACAGCGGGAAUUUGGACAUUUCAGUCGUGUCCAACUACAUCAUGCAGAAAAAGACAGUUUAUCCUUCUGUUGAAGGACGCAUCAAGAUCUACAACUCAGCUUCUAGACAAACCGCUUCAAUGGUUUUACUGGUUUCACUGGGGCUGCUAUGGACUCUGUGGGGGAGUGUGUGAGACUGACUUUACCCAGAAACACAGGACUGAAAAAGGUUUCUAACCAAACUGCAUGAGAACUUGAAGCACUAACCAGACUGAAGGAUGUCAUUUUAACUACUUCACGAAAAUAUGAUUUUAAUUUUACCUUUAAGUGUGUUUUACAAUGAUUGUAAAAUAAAAGGUAAGCCCAUUUCCAUGUGGACCAACUUUGGAUGAAACCGCAGCUAAGGUGCCGUAAAAGCUGCAGUUCCUGUAACGACCACUAGAGACAACUUCAAGGAGACAGAAUGUUUUGAGUUAAACGGGAAAUCCUCAAAUGUCUUUUCAGAAACAUGAAAUAAAAACACUCUUUACACAAGAA
Messenger RNA from Epinephelus lanceolatus (giant grouper), 2279 nucleotides. RefSeq names its product snake venom 5'-nucleotidase. Gene Ontology annotation, cellular component: plasma membrane. Gene Ontology annotation, biological process: AMP catabolic process. Gene Ontology annotation, molecular function: nucleotide binding; metal ion binding; 5'-nucleotidase activity. NCBI's taxonomy places the organism in Eukaryota, Metazoa, Chordata, Actinopteri, Perciformes, Serranidae. The record is from RefSeq and is a predicted model, not a curated record.